CGUGCAAGGCUGAUGCACUUUCCUCACAGCUCCAUUCCGUCCACCUUCCACGCAAGCUUGACUGGACUGUAAUUUGGUUGCCAACUGUAUAUUUCUUUGGUUGAGCUCGCGUUAUCUUGGAGUCGUAGCGGGGUUAUGAUUGUCGUGCCGUCGCAAACAGGCGAGCACCGGCUGGCGGAAGUCCCUCCCGCCAUGGCGCACGCGGAGCAUCCGCAUCCGCAUCCGCAGCCGCCGCGUGAUUGGGAGCAGCAGAUGGUUUUAAGCAGCGUGGGCGACUGGCAGGCAUGGGCCAAGGAGUUUAGCGAAGCCGCGACCGUCAUUCGUGGCCAUGAGACUGACGACUCGUUGGACGGGCAGCCUGCGACGACGGUGAAUGGCGCCACGGCUGCACCCCAACCCGAGCAGACGCGGCAGUCGCAGCAUUAUUCGCAGCUACAAUCGCAACAGCAGUCGCAGCAGCAGUCGCAGCAACAGUCGCAGCGGCAAUCGCAGCAGCAACAGUCGCAGCAACACCUGCAGUCGCAGCAACACCUGCGGUCGCAGCAACACGUGCAACCGCAGCGGCAGUCACUUGAGCAGCUAAUGCCAGGGGAACAUGACCAGCGGGUGCAGGCCCGAGAGCCACUGCCGCAGCGACUGCAGGAACAGCCGCAGCAGAAUUUAUACCAGCAACCGCAGCAGCAACCGCAGCUGCAGCAGCAGCGGCAAGCGCAACAGCAAGCGCAGCAGCUAGCGGGUGGCGGGGCGGUCGAGCGUGCCACCGCGCCCGACUUCCCCCAGCAGUAUCCGCGCGCUCUUUCAUUAGCGGCUUCCGCAGACGGCCCCCUCUCCGCGGCUGUCGGCGGAGAGGAUGGCGGAACAUUCGGACGCGGAAGGUCGCUGAGCGUUGCGCACUCGCGCGCAAGCAGUGCGCGGGCGAGCGCGCUCUCCAUGAUCGGCACGGCGCAGGUCCCCGCGGACGCGCAGAGUGAGAGCCUGAGCGGGCGGCGGCGCUACGCGGUGACGAAUAUACGGCGGGACAAGCUUGCCAAGGGCCACGAGGGCGUCCCCGAGUGGAACGAGGGGUGGAAUCGCGAUCGCGAUCGGCGCAACACCGCCAAGCAAGCGCUGCCCGUCAGUCCGCGCCUCGCGCUCCGCUCGCUCAUCACCACCGUUAGAAGCGCCGCCGCGGCUACCGCCACCAUCACCACCAUCACCAGUAGCGCCAGCGCCGGCAGCGCCAGCGGCACCACCGCCAGUGACGCGACUGCUGCUGCUGCUGGUGGUGGUGGCGGCGGCGGUGGCGGUAAGGGCGAAGCAUCCGGCGCUGCCGCGGGCGCGAGCGGCGGGCCAGCAGCAGCGGCGGCUGCGGUGGUGGCGGGCGGGCAGCAUAAGCGCGGGUUCAAAUUCUCCGCGUCCUUCUCGCGCUACUCCGACGAGCGCAAGGCGUUUUCGCCGCGCUCACUCUCCGUCUCCACCUCCGCCUCCGCCUCGUCCUGCGCUCCUUCUGACCCUGGCGCGGAGGCGCGGGCAGAAGAGGUGGCGGCAAGGGCUGGCGCGGCGGCGGAACACGGGCGGGAGAGGCAGCGCGUUGGCGCAGCAGGGGGAGGCGCAGCAGGGGGAGGCGCAUCAGGGGGGCGGGCAGCCCCUAUCCCCUUCUCCCUGGAGCAGAUGGAGCGAGAGCUGGAGGAGAUAGACGAGUUCGAGGCGCAGCUCAGCACCAUUGGGACUCGUCCACGUGUCCCUGACGCCCACUCAUGCUGCUCCCAGCGUUGUCACCCGCCCAUCCACCCAUCCCACCCAUCCCACCCAUCCCACCCAUCCCACCCAUCCCACCCAUCCCACCCAUCCCACCUCGCUGGAGCCUCAGCGGUUUCCUCCGUUCUUAUCUCACCCCCCCCCCACCCUCUCGCCGCGCCCUCCCCCCUCCCCUCCACCCCGCCUCUCCUCCCCCAUCCGCCCUCUCCCCCCGCUGUUCCCCCCCCUGCGCCCCCACCCGUUCCUUCUGCUGCUCUCGCGCUGGCCCUCCCUGCUCCAGCCGCUGAGCCUACCCCCCCCGCGCCUUCUGCGCCCUCUGCUGCGUCUCCCCCUGAUCCGCCUGCUGCGCGCGCGCCCAUGGACCCCAUGGGGACGGGCAGCAGGGGGGCGCGGGAGGCGGGCGCGGAGGAGGGGAGGGGCGCUGGGAUGGGCGCAUCAGAGGUGGGGGGAAGGGAGGCAGAGGGUGUUGGAAAGGGCAUGGGGGCGAGGGGAGGAGGAGUAGGGACGGGGAGGCGUAGCGAGGGUACAUGCUAUGCAGACCACACAGAUGAUGCAGCAGGGGCAGCGGCAGGGGCAGCGGCAGGGGCAGCGGCAGGUCCAGGUUUAGGGGCAGGGCCAGGGGCAGGGGAUGCAGAUGGGGUAGGGGAUGGGGAUGGGAACGGGGGAGGUGGUGACUAUGUGGGUGGUUUUGUUGGUGAACGGACGCCAUUGGCACAGACGCUAACGGAGACCACUCCCCCUCCUCAUUCGCCUUCUCCUGCUGCCGCUGCUGCUCCUUCUCACUCUCCUGAAGGUUAUGCGUCUGCUGCCCUUGCUCCUGCUGCCCUUGCUCCUGCUGCUCCUGCUUCUGCUGCUACUGCUGCCGCUGCUCCUGCUGUUCCCCCUCGUUCAUCCUCCUCCCAUGUUACAGCAAGCGCGGCUGCUGGUGCUGCUGUUGCUGCUGUUGCAGGAGGUGUGGAAUCAGCGCACCCAGUGGGCGAUGUGGGCAGGGAGGGUCGGGCAGUUGCAGCCACAGGGCAACGGAUGCAAGGGGAAGGCGAGCCGGCUGCAGCCGCGAAAGCAGCAGCAGGAGGAGCAAUGGCAGUGUUGGUAGCGGAGGAAGGGGCUAGAGGAGAAGCCGGGGUAGGUGGCGAUGAUGCAGGCAGCAGCAUGGGAGGAAGCACGUUUGAGUCACUCGCUCCAGUAAGCCAAGCGAGCCAAGCAAGCCAGUCCAACUCUCGUGCUUCCUUUGAGCAGCAUACAGCCGUUGAUCUCUCUCCCUCAGCUGCUGCAGCACCUCCUCCUCCUGCUUCUGCCCCUGUCACAUCCCCUCAACCCACACAAAGUGCCCCCUCUCCCUCUCCCUCUCCCUCAACCUCCCGAACUGGUAGUAGCGUCCUGCGUCGAUUCACUCUCCCUCUCCUGCACACGUCGCACACGUUUCACUCAUCGCACGCACCUCGCCACAGCACCACGUCCCCCUCGCACUCACACCCUCACGCUGCCUUGUCCCCGCCGUCAACCACUGCUGUGCCCGCCACCCUGCCGUCCAUCUCGCCUUCUCUUUCACCAACUGCCCCUCCUGCGGCCCCACCUUCGUCUGUCUCACCGACUGUCACACCUUUCGUCCCACGCUCUGUCUCCCCAUUGGCAUCGGCUCGCCGCUUCUUCCCCAUUAGCCGAUCCACCUCUGCUGUCGCCCCUUCCUCCUCCUCUCACUCUCACUCCCACUCUCACUCCCACUCUCACUCCCACUCGCGCUCCCCUGUCCGGCCCUCCUGUAUUUCCGCGCUGCGCCUUGACACCUCCCCUGUUGCCUCCGCCACCACUGCUGCUGCUGCUGCUGCUGCUGCCGUUGGUGCUGUGCCCUCGCCCCCCUCGUCCCCGGACGCAGAGGGAGAUGCCCAAGCACUCACUACUGGAGAUGCUGCUGCUGAAUCUACUAGCCCUUCUGCACCUGCAGCUGCUGCGGCUUCCUCCCCCACUUCUCCGCCCACAAACCCCCACCCCGUCUCCUUGCUCUCAGCGCGCUACCGCUUCCCUACCAGUCGAUCCACCUCCAGUGUACCUUCCUCCUCCUCCUCCUCCUCCUCCUUUUCCUCCUCUGCCGCUGUUGCCCUCUCCUCUUCCCCCUCCCCCUCGUCCAGUGCGGCAGGGGACAGAGCAGGAGAGAAAGCGAGCAUAACCAUGGAUCCUGCAAGACUGUUGCAGCGACUGGCGGCGCGGGCUAGAUUGAGUGAGGAGGAGGAGAGGAUGGUGGAACAACUAGCAGAAACCCUGCCAGGGAUCAGAGAAAUGGUGGGCCGGCAGCAGCUGUCGGGCAGGCACUCGCAGGAGCGAGGCAGGGGUGAGAGUAAGGAGAGUAAGGACGUGGAGAGCAAGGAGGAGAGGGUGCUAGUUGAGACUGAUGUGGGGCGGGUUGUCAGUGCGAUCGAGGAAGGGGAGGAGGAGGAGGAAUGGGCGGAUGCGCCGGGAAAGGCGGAGGAUGAGCGGGUAGAAACUCGCGCACCAGCCAAGAACCCGCCUCACUCUGCUGCUGCCGCUUCUCUCGCUGGUGCUGGUGCUGGUGCUGCUGAUGCUGCUGGUGCUGGUGCUGCUGGUGCUGCUGGUGCUGCUGGUGCUGGUGCUUGCAGCGCUCUGCUGUCCCCCUCGCCCCCGCCUGCCGUGGCCCGUAUGUCUGCAGCACAGCGCUGGCCUCGCAGCCUCUCCGCCCAUGCUGCUGCCAGCAGUGCGCACGGCAGGGAGGGCGCGGAGGAGCGCGGGAGGGAGGGCGAGGGCAUGAGCGGGCGGUACAGGCUGCGGCGGCUGAGCGGGCCUCUCAUGCCCCGGAGGGGGCAGAGGCACGAUAGACGGUUGAGCCAGGGGCAUGGCCGGGGGGAUAGCCAGGGGGAUGGCCAGGGGGAUAGCCAGGGGGAGGCGAGUGCGGACGAGGCGCAGGGGCAGGGGCAGGGGCAGGGGCGGGAUGGGAAGAAGGGCUUGUGGAGCUUGGAUGCAUGGCGCAAGCUGCUCUCCCCCUCCUCGCCCACCUGACAGCGCUCCAACCAGCAGAAUGCGAGCAUCGCCGUGGGUCAGUGCUGUGGGUCAGUGCGACGCUGGAAGGGCUACUGCUAAGCUGGAAUAGAAGGCACGGCGGAUGAUUCCUUUUUGCUGCGAUGCUUUGAAGGUCGUCUCGUCUGGGCUGCCUGGCCUGGCCGACAGCAUGAGCUUACCUGUGUAUGAAGGCCUGCAUUGAACGAAUGUUCAUUGGAAGUGCUAGUUAGGUAUGUUCAAAUUAUAUAAGUUAUAAUUUAAUAUAGGCUUGGUAGGUUGUUACUGAACCUUUCUGUAGGGGGUACAAACCCCUCCUUGUACUCCCCUCUCUUCCUAAUCCAACCCUCUUCU
This is a messenger RNA of Closterium sp. NIES-67, 5097 nucleotides long. Lineage: Eukaryota; Viridiplantae; Streptophyta; Zygnematophyceae; Desmidiales; Closteriaceae. The record is from the annotation of a GenBank genome assembly.